CCCGAUAUUACGUCACUUCCGUUGGAUAAAAACGCACGUGUGUUGACUGGAACCUUUUGGUGAGAAUUUCCACAUUAGCUACUUCAUGAAUUAGUAAACUUCGAAAAAGUCUGUAUAGUAAACUAACACAGAUGCCGAAAGUGAAGAAAUCGAAAGGUGGAGGUGUUGAGAAAGGUGGCGACGAAAUGGUUGCGCUGGCUGACCAGAUUCUUCAAGGGGAUAUGGUUCGAGUACAUGGCCGAGUGAAGACCAGGGAUCAACGGGUAGAAGAUGAAGACGAGUACGUGGACGAACGCCUAUCAAGGAAGAUCCUGGAGCAGGCACGAAUCCAGCAAGAAGAACUACAGACAGAAUAUGGCUUGGCACCAGAGGUCAAGAAAAAGCAAGCCACUGUUUUAGGGCCAGAUUCUCAGGAUGCAGACUCUGAUGAGGAGUGGCCGGCGCUGGGUGAAGCCGGGGCCGGUGAGGAGGAAGAGGCUAACUGUGGGACAGAAGUGGUGGUUGACCCAGAGGAUGAGAAAGCUAUGCAGAUGUUCAUGAACAAGAAUCCUCCCAUGAGACGAACUCUAGCAGACAUCAUCAUGGAGAAGAUCACAGAGAAGCAGACAGAGGUGGGGACAGUGAUGUCUGAGGUGUCAGGAAGACCCAUGCCCCAGCUGGACCCCAGGAUCAUUGAAGUGUACAAAGGUGUCAACAAGGUUCUGUCAAGAUAUCGUAGUGGCAAGCUGCCCAAAGCUUUCAAGAUCAUUCCAGCACUGUCAAACUGGGAGCAGGUUCUGUACUUGACAGAGCCUGAGACCUGGACUGCUGCUGCUAUGUACCAGGCAACAAGAAUCUUCUCAUCCAAUCUGAAGGAACGAAUGGCCCAACGGUUCUACAACUUGGUGCUACUGCCAAGGAUACGAGAUGACAUUGCAGAGUAUAAAAAACUAAACUUCCACCUGUACAUGGCCCUGAAGAAGGCUCUUUUCAAGCCAGGGGCAUGGUUCAAAGGCAUCCUCAUCCCGCUCUGUGAAUCUGGAACAUGCACUCUCAGGGAGGCUAUCAUCAUUGGCAGCAUACUCACAAAGUGCUCAAUCCCUGUACUGCACUCCAGUGCUGCCAUGCUCAAACUGGCAGAGAUGGAAUACAAUGGAGCCAACAGCAUCUUCCUGCGACUCUUACUGGAUAAAAAAUACGCCCUGCCCUUUCGUGUCCUGGAUGCCCUGGUCGGCCACUUCCUGUCCUUCCGCAGUGAGAAGCGCGUCCUUCCUGUGCUGUGGCACCAGAGUCUGCUCACCCUGGCACAGCGCUACAAGGCCGACUUGGCCUCCGAACAGAAGGCUGCUCUACUGGAGCUGCUUAAGGUGCAGACACACCCCCAGAUUUCUGCAGAGAUCCGUCGGGAGCUGCAGAACUCAGAGUCCCGUGAUCUGGAAACCGCCAUGCCUGUCACAAUGGCUAUGGACUGAGUAUGGAGCUGAGCAAGGCCGCACCCUCUCAGUCUCAGUGCCCACCUUUCCCUUCUUUCUCCCCAACAUACCCUCAUUUACUAAACUGCCCACAACACAUACAUGUGUGAACUGUUUUUCCCAUGCCAAAUGCUCUAUCAUUGCUAUGGAGACAAGAGUAAAAGCUAAAAGAGAUGGAUUACAGAUUAACAUUAAUUCAACAUCCUGACUAUCAGUGAUAUUAUGGAAUUCCUUUCUUAUGUGCAAGUGAGGAUGUAAUUUACAAACCGAAAUACCUAACUGUCGUAAACAUACAUUCAAUUUAUUGAGUGGAAAUGAUAGAGAUGUGUUUGCCAGUUUUUAAGCAAUGUCUGUUUCACAAGUAAAGAUAAUGUAUAAGCAGACUUGUUUGUAUGACUUCAUAAUUUCCAAAGGAAUUUAGAGUAGCAAUAGCACACUGACCCUUUUGGGGGGGGGAAACAAAUAUUUUCAAUGAGUGCAUGUUUGUAACAUGGUUGUGAGCUAAUGGAGGAAAAUUACACAAAAUACUAUUAAAGUGUUACUGGAAAAAUUAACAUUUUGAAUAAAUUGUUUCCUUGCUUUAAAGUGAAA
Molecule: messenger RNA, 2042 nt
Organism: Coregonus clupeaformis (lake whitefish)
Lineage: Eukaryota; Metazoa; Chordata; Actinopteri; Salmoniformes; Salmonidae
Gene: bysl
Product: bystin-like
Exons: 7
Coding region: 132-1451 (439 amino acids)
Biological process (GO): rRNA processing
Cellular component (GO): cytoplasm; nucleolus; preribosome, small subunit precursor
Molecular function (GO): snoRNA binding
Source: RefSeq, a predicted model, not a curated record